Messenger RNA from Hypomesus transpacificus, 1295 nucleotides. RefSeq names its product mpv17-like protein. Gene Ontology annotation, cellular component: membrane; cytoplasm. The record is from RefSeq and is a predicted model, not a curated record. The coding region runs from base 510 to 1136 and encodes 208 amino acids. Lineage: Eukaryota; Metazoa; Chordata; Actinopteri; Osmeriformes; Osmeridae. The transcript has 4 exons.
AUCCCACAGAUUAGCAAUUGAAGCUCAGGCUUUGGAUGCCCCUCAUUCAACCUGAGGCAAAUCGGAGUAACCUAUCACUAGACCAAGGAUAGGAAAUAGAAAGUUACCAGUUUUUCAUAUUAAUGUAAUGUUGACAUAGACGACUUGUAUCUAUUACGGUUUUUUAUUAUUUGACGAAAAUAAUUACAUAGCCGACUAACUAGGGAUAGGCCUAUAACCUAUCCGUUUCUCUCGUCCAAAUGAGACUGUAGCAGGUUUAAUGCGCUACUACACUACAUCACUGGACGUUUUUAAAAUGAGAUCGUUGGUAUUCAUAGAGAUUCGUUUUUGUACUUGAAACUGAAUUUGAAUGAUGUUCAACAGUAGGGCCUAAACCAACUAGAACGUCGUGUUGGCUGGGUAACUAACAUUAGGGUUGAGUUUAAAUUAGCCGGCAUGGUUUGUGAGUAGAGGGAAUUGUACGGUAGCCUAUUUAUUCACCAGAACCACGGAGGUCUCUUCGUGUCAAAAUGAGAAAAGUUGUUCUAAAAGAAGCCGUUAAACGUUUUCCUUGGCUUGCUAACGUUACCCUUUAUGGAUGUUUAUUUGCCGGUGGGGAUUUAGUGCAUCAACUCAUGGCGCAGAAAGAGCAGAUGGAUUGGAAACACACUCAAAAUGUGGCUAUCGUUGCAAUAAGCUUCCACGGCAACUUCAACUACUUUUGGUUACGAGCGUUGGAACAACGUUUUCCAGGAAAAUCAGCCGGCAUGGUUCUACGCAAACUGCUUCUGGACCAAAGUUUUGCGUCGCCAUUGGCGACAAGCGUCUUCUACACAGGUGCGAGUCUUCUGGAGGGCAAAGAUGAUGUCUUUGAGGACUGGAGGGAGAAGUUCUUCAACACGUGGAAGACUGGACUCAUGUAUUGGCCUUUCAUGCAGUUACUGAACUUUGUGCUAUUGCCACUGUACCUGCGGACGGCAUUCAUGGGCUGCUGUGCAUUCCUCUGGGCCACCUUCCUGUGCUUCUCCCGCCAGAGCGGUGACGGCACAGCGACCAUGGCCCUGGCUUUCGUCCUGGACCCCCGCAAGACCCUGGAGGCGCUACGUGAGGCCCGCCUCGCCCACCGGAAACAGAAGUCUGAGCAGAGCAAAAACUGACUUUUGUUUGUUGUUGUUGUUGGAGCUUAUUGUGCCCACCAUUACAUGUAUACAAACUGACCCAAUUUUCUGUACAGAAUGAACAGAUAUGCUGGUGUAAUACAGUUGGAUAAACCAUUGUGAACUGUAUACAAUAUAUGAGUUGUCAGUACAAACAUA